AUGGGGUCAACGCCGUGGUUGCAGAACGCGCCGCCGUACCGCGUGGUGGAGACGAACUGGGAGACGGAGGACGACACCCCCGGCCCGCGCUGCGGCCACACCCUCACCGCCAUCGCUGCCAGCAAGAACCACGGUCCCCGUCUCAUCCUCUUCGGCGGCGCCACCGCCAUUGAAGGCGGCCCCUCCUCUUCUGUGCCCGGCAUCAGUGAGUUCUUCCUCUUCCGGUUCUUCUAUGCCGAUCACUCCAUUCUCGCGGGUUGCGGAGUUGUGCUAAGAAAUAUGGGUCCUCAAUAUUGCUCUUGGUGUGUAGGGUUAGCGGGAGUGACGAACUCGGUCCACGCUUAUUGUGUUGUCACGAGGAAAUGGACCAGGCAGGAUUUCACCCCUUCUUGAACGAUCCCUUUUCUCUAUCUCGUUGGAGAGGGGGAUUUACUUUCCUUCGAAUUGGCCGCUAACAGCGGGAGCCUUUGACCGUGCAGGUUGCGUCCUGCUGGAGACCCGCCUUCCCCCAGGGCUGCUCACGCGGCUGCUGCUGUUGGCACUAUGGUCGUCUUCCAGGUAUUGACCACGCCGAGUUCCAUUUUUUCGCUCUGUGGAUCUCAUCCUGCUCGGGCUCUCUUCUUUUCUCCAUGCAAAGAUGAAUAGUUCGGUGAUUUCAGGGCGGUAUUGGUCCGGCUGGGCAUUCCACUGACGACCUCUACGUGCUAGAUUUGACUAACGACAGAUGCAAAUGGCACAGGUUGUUAUCAGCUCAGACAAUUCGAUUAUUUCUGCAUUAUUGUUAUCAAUUAAGUUGAAAAAAAAAUUGCCUUCCAAAUUUCGCAGAGAAAUCUCGCCAGCUCUCGAUUUCUUAUAUUCCCUUAUUAACUAUAUAUUUCGCUGGUUAAUGGCAGGGUGGUUGUUCAAGGGGCAGGUCCAGGGCCUCGCUAUGGGCAUGCUAUGGACCUGGUUGCACAACGAUUUAUUGUCACCGUCAGCGGCAACGAUGGUAAACACAAUGUCUUGUCUGAUGAGUAGACUUACUCAGAAGUGUUCCUAGAUUUAUAUUUGAGAACGAACACAUGAUGAUGCAUUAAUUGCAUGAGUUGUGUGCAUCACCCAGAAGCCUUUUCUGGAUUUGGAAAAAUGAAAAACUUAUGGAUAAUGGCUUUGGUAGAAAGUAGUGUAGGAGUUUGGAAUUUGGAAAACGUGAUAAAUUAUAUGUAUGUGAUUCUGAUCUCUGGAGAGCAGUGACAUCUACUGGCCUAUUUAUUUUCUCAUCUUGUUAUGUUAUAUCAUGAUGUGUAUUCCAUUUGUACAUUUGAUUCCUAUUUUCUUAUGUGUUUUCAUUCUGCUCUCUCUUUUGUUGCCGCAUGAUUCUCUGUUUGGUCAUAUUUCGGACGCCACAUUAUUAUGAAUGAUAAUUUUUUGACCUUUCUAUUUUUUUUCUAAAUUUUCUCAAAAAAAAAAGUUAGAUUUCUUAGUGAUUAGGGUUUAGCUUUACUUCGCUAUCUGCCCAUGUUGGAGGAACGCUCUUUAUGAUGUUUUAUCUCUCAAACAUUGUGAAAUGGACCUGUUUCAUGUAUAUUUCAAGCAUUACUAUCUUAAGCAAUUUAUGAAGAACAAUAAGCAAUGUUAUAAACAAUUAAUAAAACGUAAGUUUUUAAAGUUUAUGAAACUAAGAUAGAUGUGAAGGGAUCCCAAUGGUGAGAAAUUUGAUCUAAGACAAAUCCAUAAAGCAUGCUUAUCAUCCACGACAUGUUGCACCAAGGAUGAGGCUCUUGUCUCCAUUUGAUUCAGUAAAACCUAUAAAUUAAAGUUAAUGUCUGUUAGUGCAUUAAAUGGGUAGCUGAUAAUCCUCGAAGGAAGGAUUACAUCAAGAAACAUACUUCAUUACUGAAUUCUUCGAGCUGCCAAAGUAUUUAGUAAUGUGAGAAAAUAGUUGAAUUUCGAUUUAAUACCAAUUUUGAAGAGUCUGGUGCUCUAGUUGGGUGUAAAAAAGACUGUUGCUGUGGUGUAAUGUGACUGUCUAUUAUAAGAUGAUUAGAUAGAUGACAUUUUCCAGAAAUAGUUUGACAUUGUUUAGGUUGAGACGAAGGAGUAUUGGAAAAGUGUUGGGAUUAUGUCAUGGGUCAGAUGUAUGCAGAGGAUAAUCCAAUAAAGAACAGAUUAAUGAUUUUGGUUGUGAUAAGCGACUUGAAUGAGCCUCUGUGGACCUAGGUGAUUAUGGGAGAGAUUGUUGAGUCUAGAGGCCUAGUGUUUAAAACUCCUAAUAUCCUAACAUCUAGACUAUCAAUUUCUCAACCAGAAAGCCUAGAGUAGUAACAGUAGAGAUUUAUGGUCCGAUGGAGGGGAGAAGUAGAUCAACCUGUUAGGACCGAUUCUAUCUAUAUUUUCCCUCGAUCUCAAGCCAUUAGCCUGGGAGACCCAUCACAACCCAUGUAGAAAAAACCUCCAAAAAUGAGGGAUUUGAUAUCUAGGAGCCAUUUUGGAACUGGUGGAAGAUGCACAGUAAUAGAAGCGGGAGAGAAAAGGUUGGGCUUCUAUUGUUUGAGCCUUGUUCUCAGAUUGAUCAGGAGGUGGACAUUGACAAGGAGAAUGGGUGUUUGGUUUUCUUCUUCUCCAUCCCAGAAUGUUGGGAGUAUGUCGUAGUGGUGGGCAGCUGGUACUGUCCAAUGGGACUAGGAGAAAAUCUAGUGAGGUACGUUGGUUCAUUAUGAGAUAAUUCAGCUAUCAACACUCAGUGUGGCGAGUUAGCUCUUGAUUCUAUCAUUUCUUGACAUUCAUUGUUCAGAGUCUACACUUGCUCAGGGCAUUUCUUUCAUCCUUAACACAUCCAUGGUACCAUCCGCUUUCAAGAGAAAUUGAAUUUGGGGAGAAAAUAAUUUAUUGCGGGAGUGAAGUGAUCAUGCACCAGCUGAUUGCCUAUAAAAAUUAUUUUUCCCUUCAGCAACAGGGAAAUCACUUGGUCCUGGGCUGAUGGUUACCAACGGUUGGGGGAGGAGUUUGAGUCUGUGGCAGCCAACGAGGAGCCCACCCUACCUCCUCCCCAACCCAAACCUGAGUGUUGACUGGAAGUAGUUGUCCUGUCAUCCCUUGGCGUCAAGAAGAGAAAAUAGAAAAAUCACUUGUGCUCCAGUAAACAGAUUGUAGUAUUCAUUGUGGUAGACAUGUAUUCCCAUAACCCACAUCUCUUGAGUUUUAUUGGAUAUAAUUCUAUAGCGAAUGUUACUACUUCCUAGUCCGGUAAUAUAUACUGUACUUUUUCUGCCCUAACUUCUUUUACUCAGUCUUCAUCAUUUGAUAAUUAGCUUCAAUAUGCCCCUAAGCAUAUAUAUAUUACCCAUGUACAUUAUAAAAAUAUCAUUUGGAAUUCGAAACUGUGAAGUAAAAAAACUAGUGAUGUGCUGGUACAUGUUCAGUAAAAAGAAUUUUUCGUAGUAACAUUAAGGAAAAUGAAAUAAAGGAAACUUCUUCUUUGACAUCUAUCUUUAUAGCCCAACAGAUUGGCUGCUAUUCAUAUUUGUGCUCAUAUCUCUCCUUCAUAAUAUGUUAAAAAUCAUCUCUCUUCCACUCUACACUUUUAUCCAUUGCCACUGAAAGACUAUUGUAAGUCAAGCCAUUCACAUUCGAUGAUGAUGACUGUAAAUUCCCUAAGGGGAUUAUAGUUUCUUCCGAACUGAGGUUAAAGACGACCACGAACUAUACCAGUGGAUUGCAGUCUACUUGUUUACAUCUUAAAGAUUAUUCCUAUCUACCAGGUGCCAUUAUGGAUAGGAAAUGAAACAUUGCUUACCUUCUUAAUUUACAGCCGUGAAAUGAAGUGAUCAUCUCAAUACGAUGCAAAUGGGAUAUGUGACCAUUUAUGGUCUUACGAAGAGGAGCAGAAGUUUCAUGUUUUUUCGCAGAUUUCAAUGUUUUUGGCAUUAACAUGUACUGGCGAGACAAUUUCUCGUAUUUUUUUGUCCGUUUUCUUUUCUACCGUAUAAUGUUUAAUGUUAACUGUUACCCAUCGAAGGAAAUUUCAAUUUUUAAGUGUUCAAUGCAGGGAAGAGAGUUUUGUCAGAUGCUUGGGCUUUGGACACUGCGCGAAAACCCUAUAAGUGGCAGAAGAUCAAUCCUGAAGGUGAAAAGCCCACUGCCAGAAUGUGAGUCAACUUAUCUUAUUUUUCCUAAUUCAUUGUACAAUGCUUUUUUUUUUCCUCCGAGACGAUCAUAUGUGUUGAUGUUUCUCUUUGCAUGUAUAAAUCAUUUUCUGGGUAGAAUAAACUGUAUCUUUCAAAAAUCUACUCAUGUUCUCCUCCUUUGUAUUACACGAUAAUGAGAAUGUCUGUCAUUAAUGAGAAUUUUGAAAGAUGAACAAGCUUGCCUGGUUUUGUAGAAAUGGCAGCAAGAAAUAUAAAACGAAAAUAAGAUAUUGAGAACGCUAACAUCGGAACUUUUUAAUAGAAAUACUGCACAAUUGCACUGAGCAGAAAUGAAAGAUUUUAUGAUUAACUGUUUGAAUGUUUUAUUCUAAUCAUAUUCUUAAAGUUUUGGAUGAGAAUCUCUCCCUUAAGGAAUGAAGCUCUGAGAAAUGUUCUCCAUCCAAGUGUAGUUAGUCUUAGGAAGUGAUAUGUGGAAUAAGUUUUCUGGUGAAAUAUGAUGAAAUUAAAGAUAAAAUUCUCUGAAAUGAUGAACUGGUUCGGGUCCCAAGGUUGGAUAAUCACCAGGCAUUUGCUGCAGACUUUCUCUUGGCGGAGUUUAUUGAGAAGGGCGUGAUUCAGGUUGUUGAUUUUCUCUGGGCCCUGAAUAAUAUUUACGUGUUGCAUGUUGACGCUACCACAGAUUCAUUAACUAUGAGAAUUACAUAUGGGAGUAUAUACUGAUUUGUAUAAUCAGUUGAAAGUAAACUGCUACUCCACGAUAAAAUAGUCUCUUCUUUCUACGUUCAGAACAUUCUUGCUCACUCUUUUACCCUUGCAUAAAUAGAGAGAAUGAAACGCUUUAAGUUUAGAGUCUCUUGUAUCUAAUUCUGCAAUUGGUCUUGUCAUUUCAAGUAGCGUAAAAUGUGACAUGUACUACGGACCAUGCUACUCAUCUGUUCAUGUUACCAUUCUCUGAAGCUAAAUUUUGCAGCAGUACAAAAGCAGUAGUUGACGAGAUUCCUAAAAGUUGGACACAAGCAGCCUCCCACCACGAAUGAUUAAAAACUUAGCUUGUGCCAUGUCUGGUUCUUCAGUCACCUUAAAAUGUAGUUAAAGGUUUUCCUUAAGGAAAUGCUCUUGCCUCAUUUAUCCUUCCGAAAUAAGUUCUAUGAACAUUGCAAAGCCAAUCUUACGGCUGUUCAAUACUGAAGAACACGUCUCCAUGCACCUUGGAGAUGUAUCGGUGGGCUAAAGCUCGAAUAGCCUUCUUCUUAUGUACUAUUUAUGCUGUCCCUCUACAAAGUAUCUUCUUCCAUUCUCAAGUGCAGCGAUCGAAAUCCUUGAUAUCAGUGAUAUAAAUACUUCUAUUUUCUUCUGUUUUGCUCAAUCUCGGGCCCGAUUGAUGUCAUGCCACCCUUUGAUUUUAUCAUCGUUUCCUCGCAGAAAUCUUCACCUGACAGUCCCUAGGAUCUGUAAUAUAUAGAUAGACAAGCUGAAAAGUUCAGAGCUACUAUCAAGAAACACUCAUGCUACACUUCAAUUAAAGCGAUUUCCUAGGAGUUCUAAUAGCACUUUGCUGUCGACGAAUUACUCAGUAACCGAAGAUAAAAUAUACUACUUUCGGCAUUCUGUGGUAUAUGAAAAAAACCUAAAGUUAGUAAUUAUGUUUACACAUGAUGAAGGCAUUCCGGCUCAAGGUAACUAACGAACUUUCAACACAUCCAACUCUUGUGGCCAGCAGUUUUAGAAAUGCCUGUACACUCCAUUAAUGAGUCUAAUUCUUGUGGCCAGCAGAAAAUAAUGAGGCUAGUUUUACCGGGAACCAAUCAUUGUGUGGAGAGCACAUGAAAAUUAAAUAAAUUUCAACCAUUGCAGCUAGAUUUAGGCCGUCGAAGUACAAUAGGUCAAAGAUGCACAACAGGCGUGUCUUUUCUAUGUGUGAGGAUUAAUCUUGAAGAUCAAAUAUUUCAUCAGAUUCAUGUGAAUGACGUCAUUCAAUCUGUACAUCAUGAAGAUGCUUAGUUGGAAACAAGAAUGAUGCUUGAAGGGCAAAAGUUGGACGUCCAAAAUUCUCCAAGUUGUCUUCCUUAUGGACUAAUGAAGAAUGCUUGGGAGGUUGAGAAAUGAUUUUUCAGUAUUCCAAUGAGUAGUUUAGUUUUUUAAAAAUUUUAAGGGAUGACAGAGUCUGACGUCUGAUUCUGCCUAUGAAACAAGGAUUCAAUAACAGAGAAGGGACAAACGGGUCAUCUGAUACUUGGAAGGAUGGGAUUCAAGUGGGUCAGUCCAAUGCCAAAUGCAGAUGAUAUGUAUAUGCGGUCUCAGCAAGAUAUUUAAUUAGAGAAUCAUGGAUCAGAUUAUCUUUGGGCUGCCGGCUUUGUCAGAAUAUUUACCAUCAGUUGAAAAGACUCGCUUCUGGUUUCAUCAUUCAAUAAUGCAAAUUUAAUGGUCUAUGUUCUAGCUGCCGAUGUGCAUGCAAUGAAACCAAGUGGAAAGAUAAGAUGGAGAGAUGUUGCUAGAACGUCUAUUUUUGAUAAAACAGUUUUGUCAUCAUCAUACAUUUCUAACAACAUUGUUGCACACUUCCUUUUUAAUCUAGGUUUGGUGCUUCAAAUUAUUCUCCCCAUAUUAUCUUGCACAGUUCUUGCAAUAUUGUAUCAUGCAUUCGUUCCACAAACCAGUUGCUUGAGUAUCCAUGAUGAUGUUUUGUUUAUGGGGCAUCUUUUCAUUUCAGAACUCUGAACUUAUUUCGUAUCUGUAGGUAUGCAACAGCAAGUGCACGAUCCGAUGGAAUGCUCUUACUUUGUGGUGGAAGAGAUUCUUCUAACACUGUAUGUUUGAUUAACACUGUAUCUUUCUACUGCUGUAGUGGAUCUAAAGAAUUUCUGUGCUAGGAAGUCCACAUGCCCACUUCUAGUUGUUGAACACGAUUAUUUUUGGAUAUGGAUUCAAUCUAUAGUUUUACUAGAGAAUCUGAGAAGAUAAAAGUUAUAUUUUGUUUCUUUGCUGUAAUGAUGGGACAUAGAUUGAUUGGGAAGAAGAUUGGAAACUCGUUUUUUGCAAUAAUCACCUACCCUGUUCAGAAGAAAAGGUAGAAAAAAAGAUAUUCUAAGGAAUAAAAGAAGACAAAAAAGAAAAGGAAGUGGAGAAAACCCAUCUUUAAGUUUUGUUGCCAUCUGUGUCCCUUAUGGAAUGGUAUAGCAACUCGCGCACUAGAGGGCAUAGACCCAUCUGGAUUCACAGUCCUUUGUUAUCACACAUAUCAAAUUAGAAUUAUCUUCCUAAACUUGUAUCACUUGUUUUCUUUAAACUUUAGCUUGUAUCAAAAGGUAUUGUCAUUUGAUGAAAACCUCCUGGUCAUGGCAUUUUGCAUAUGCAUGCAAUGGUCUCGUUGAAGCAUUUCAUCUGUGCUGCUAAUGAUUUACCAUAAUUCCCCAGCCACUUGCGGACGCUUAUGGGCUUUGUUUGCAUACUAAUGGCCGUUGGGAGUGGGCUCUUGCUCCUGAAGCAUCUCCUUCUCCACGAUACCAGCAUUCAUCGGUAUGAGUUAUGUUGAAUUUUAUGUAGUUGUUACUUAUUGAGUUUUCAUGUUGAAGAUGAAGAUGGAAACGUAUGUUGCCUCUGGUAAAUAAAUGAUGACUGAUCUUUCCUGUUUUGUCCAGUUCAUUCCUGUUGCAUGUAGAUGUUUUUCUCCCAUACCAUUAAUCUUUUAAUCUGCAUGUUCACAGGUUUUUGUAGAUGCCCGACUUCAUGUCACUGGAGGUGCUCUCCGAGGAGGACGGUCAGUUGAUGGUGAAGCUGCUAUUGCAGGUGAGUCUUGAUUCCUUCUCUUUGUUUUCUGAAGAAGAUUAUGUCCUGGCCAGUGUGUGCCAGACUAUAUAGCAAGACAUUAAAAUGGGGGGGGGGGAAGGACUUUUUUUUUUUUAAAUUUAUUUUAUCUUAGCUGGUUACAGGGGAUCGUAAUAUUGUUAAAAGUGAAUUCUGUCACGGUAAAAACCAUAUCGAAUUGAAAUUAUGCUUUCCGGUUAGUUUAAUCUGUCAUUGUCAUGUCUAGAAAGUAUUCUUUAUGUGGUAGACGCUUUGCUCAAAACUCAAACUUUUGAAUGACCUUUUGAAUUGUAUAAAUGGACUAUGUUCCAGUUUAAAAAAUGUCAUAUUAAUAUUUCCUUGUGUGUCUUAUCUCUGGAAGUUCUGGACACUGCUUCCUGGAUAUGGUUGGAUAGAAAAGGUCCUGUUACCUCUUCUCGGACGAACAAAGCUUUAAGUCCUGAUCCAUCAGUGGAGCUCUUGCGCCGAUGCCGCCAUGCUUCUGCUUGCGUUGGGGCUAGAAUUUACGUCUAUGGUGGUCUUAAAGGAGGUAAGGAAGGCCCUUUUAGAUUUUCCAUCUAGUUUUUAUAUUUCGUUUUUCCAAAAGAUCCACGAUCUCCACGGCUUAGAUCUGCAUCUCUUAAAAUAUUAUGAAAUCUAUAUUUUCAGUAUGAAUGAUAUAUGCCAAUAAAUACAUACAAAUGUAGAGGAAAAUAAACAAGGCUACAAUUCUGAAACUGAGGGUGAUAUCUGUGCGUUGAAAGUCUUAAUAAAUUGUUUGAGAAAGCCUUCGCCAUCUGGUAGAAAGAACAAAAAUGCCCCAGAAUCCUUUUAUAUCUAUGAGAGGCUGAAGUUCAUGGCAGCCGAAUUACUUUUUUAAGUGGUUUGAGCCCCUUGAAAGACUGUAUCGGAGUGUAUCACUUCUGAUUUCCUGUGUGCUCAACUCUUGGGCUCAUUGAAAUUGAAUCAGAAAUCCUUCUCCUAAGAAAGGAUGCCAAUCAAUUACAAAAGCAAAUGGGUAGGUAAUAAUUCUAUAGCUAGAUGUAAGGUUAAGCAUCCAUGUGACAUGUAUACUGCUAUUGUCAGAAGCAAUUGUGUUCUUGUUGUAGUUCUUUCUUUAAGUUUGACUAUUCAUGAUCUGCUAUCUUCAACGUUUUUAUCUGCAGAACUUUUGCUGGAUGAUCUUCUGAUUGCGGAAAAUACACCUCCGCCGGUUGAUAGUAAUUCUUCUAUGAUACCUCUGUCAAGGCCUUCUUUGACAAGUUCAAGAGAUAUUUCGUCCAUGGUCGGUGAUUCAUCUACUGAGCUACCAACUUCAUCCGAUAGCCAACAAGUGGCCUCAUCUGCCUAUUCUAGGUUCGUUUUUUUUUCAUUUUCUAAGUCAAUCAUCUCAAAGGGAUGCUAUAUAGUUACUGCCUAGAUUAGAUGUCUUCUACCAUAAAUCUAAAAUAUACAUAUUUUUUAUGACUGCACAAGACAACUUCAGUUGCUUCGUUGGAUUGAAUUUUUUUGUUUCUCUGUUCUAAAUUAAUCUGCAAUGCAAUUUCAGGUUGGACAAUGAAUCGAUUGAGAUACUCAUCGAGGCUUCUGCUGCAGAAGCUGAGGCUGGGAGUGCUGCUUGGCUGGCAGCAAAGGCAGCAUCUGAGGUUUCCAUGGAUGAUAGUUCUUCAGAUUUAGAUAGAUACACAGAUCAGGGAAAUGAUAAUUUGCAGUCCCAGGAAGAUUCACUUGAUGAUAACUCUCUUGAAACCCUUGAACCGGAUGUCAGACUUCACCCUAGAGCUGUAUGUUUCCCCUUUUGUCCUCUGUGAUUAUCUGUAUUUCUGUUCUCAGUAGUUGUUUAGUCCAGUGUUUGAGAUAUUUAUGGAGAUAAAAAUAUUCUACUACUGCAGGUGGUAGUUGCCAAAGAGACCGUUGGGAACUUGGGUGGGCUCAUACGGCAGCUUUCUUUGGAUCAGUUUGAAAAUGAGAGCAGAAGAGUGUACCCUUCAAAUUCUGAUCAGUCCUACAACGGAAAGAAGAAUCUCAACAGGCAAAGGUCACCUCAAGGGCUUCACAAGAAGGCAAGUAGAUUUCCUGGAAUGCCCAGUUCUAGGGUUCAUCAAUUAAUGUAAGUUAAUUAAUAACAGGCGUGUUUGGUUGCAGAUUAUAUCCUUACUCCUUAGGCCAAGACAUUGGAAGCCUCCUACUAAUAGAAGAUUUUUUCUCGACACCUAUGAAAUCGGUGAACUUUGCUAUGCUGCUGAGCAGAUUUUCAUUCAGGAACCCACUGUUCUGCAGUUGAAGGCCCCUGUGAAGGUAUUUGGAGAUCUUCAUGGACAGUUUGGGGACUUAAUACGAUUAUUUGACGAAUAUGGAUUCCCUUCAACUGCUGGUGAUAUCACGUAAGUCUCAUUCUCCAAUGCUCUCAGGGGUAAUGAAGUUACUGAUGAAAUGAAUUGAAAUAGCAUGUUAAUGAUAUUAUGGAGGCAUGAGAAUAAUGUGUCCGGAGCAUAUAGGUGUCUUCAUGCUGUUUCAAACAUUCUUGGCAGGUUGCAGUCAUAUCUAAGCAAGCCAAAUAUUUGGAAGAAGAAACAUGUCUUAAAAAAAUAGUCUCAUUUUCAGGUUAUUUUGGCAAUGUGAGCUGAUAUUCUCAUCACUCUGUUAGCUCCUAUAAUGUUGUUAACCAAUUGUUAUCAAACUCAACCUGGGGGGGGCAUUAAAACAUUAAGAACUGAAGAAUGGAGAGAAGAGAGAAGGAAACAGGAACAUGGUAUAUGCAGUUGUAGUUGCAUGGACUGGAAAACAGUGCUGAAAAGAGUGAGGACCACAACAGAAGAAGAGGUAUAGGAAGGGAACGAGGAUCUAUUGCUGUCUCAACGCUUCAGAACUUACAUGUUCUUGUGAUCAAGAGUUUUUAAGGACCAAAAAGGGUUUAGAAUUGUAGGAUGCCAAUAUUUAUUUAUUGCUCAUGUUCCUGCUGAAGUCUAUUAUCAAAAUGCUGAUGCACCAUUGUUCUUAGCCAAUAUAUUAGCCUUUGUACUUGAGUUUUUAAUAAUUCUGUAGGUUUUUGGUCACCCCAUGAAAUUUCCUGUUGUAGGUAUAUUGACUAUUUAUUUCUGGGAGAUUAUGUUGACCGAGGACAGCACAGCUUGGAAACUGUGACGUUACUUCUAGCUCUCAAGGUCAACUUUCUAUUCAUCUGAAUGCCCUUAAAGUUUAAAAUCAGUCUCUAAUUUUUCGAAUGUUUUGGCAGAUUGAGUAUCCAGAAAAUGUCCACUUGAUUCGAGGAAACCAUGAGGCCGCUGACAUAAAUGCUCUCUUUGGCUUCCGCCUGGAAUGCAUUGAAAGAAUGGUAGAGAAUGAUUACUGCUGUGUUUUUGUGCAUGUAUGUGUAUGAAUACUGAAGAAAUAAUCUGCAGGGAGAAAGUGAUGGGAUUUGGGCGUGGACGAGAUUCAACCAGAUGUUCAACUUCCUCCCGCUUGCUGCUCUGAUAGAAAAGAAAAUUAUUUGCAUGCAUGGUGGCAUUGGGAGAUCCAUCAACUAUGUUGAGCAAAUCGAGAAGCUUGAAAGACCUAUAACAAUGGAUGCAGGGUCGAUUGUUUUAAUGGAUCUUUUAUGGUAAUUCGUUAAAGCCAUUAGUACCCGAUAGUCUUCUUCUAGUUGGUCAGUGAAGUUUACUGCCUCUUUGUGAUCUGCAGGUCAGAUCCCACAGAAAACGAUACCAUUGAGGGUCUGAGACCAAAUGCGAGGGGUCCUGGUCUAGUCACCUUUGGGGUAUGCGGCAAUGCCCACUGCAUUCAUUUUAUCGUUCUGUGAUAAUUGUGCAUGUCACUCUGUUAAUUAUGUUAUUGCUUCGUCUUCAAUGUGUUUGCAAACUCUGAGCUACAUGGACUCUUGUUUGUUGUUCCCAAUCAGCAAUGUGAUACUUGAAUUGUGAAUUUAUGCUUUGCAUGAUCAGAACUUAGGAGAAACAUGGUUUCCUAUAGUUACAUGAAUACUGCUUAAAGCUUAAGUCCUUGUCACUGAUAGAUAGCUCCUAGAAAAGUAAUGAACAUGAGACAUUUGCUUCACUCUAUGCGUUUGACCCAGGUCUGCAGAUCAUUACCUAUAUUGUGACCAAGCAUGUUCUUCCAUUUGAAGUAGAUGCAACGAGUGGUUUCAGAAGAAAACAAAAUUUUAGUCACGAAUUUCCAGAGGAAAAUGGAAAUUAUUUACCCUCGAAAGGCCCUCAUUUCUGCAAAAAAAAAAAAAAUCUUUUUUUUUAACACAUGACACGUGCCAAUCCUAGGUUAGAAUUCCACCGAAAUCCUGUGUUGCCUCUUUGUUUGGCUCUGUUUCCGCUCCAUGGACUCUGACGAAUUUCUCCAUGGGAUCACUUCACUGUAAGCUUCUAACGUCUGUGCGCAUUCCUUCACAUAGAGAUUUCACAUAUCUUCAUUUCCUCAUGCAUGCUUCUUUCAUAUGAUCUCUCUUUAUCCUGAUGCCUACGUUCUUUGUCCGACGAUCCAUCUUCUGAGACAGGGGAAAUAGAUUCUUUAGGCUUGUGCUUGUAUAUAUGGAAAUUUCUCCGCAGGGUGCCAUUCAGUGCACACUACUACCUCUUAUAGCCGGACUUCAGCUCAAUGGAGAUCAUUUCAGUCUCCCUUCAAUGCAUCUGCAUUAACUGUGAGCUCUUCUCAUCAAUGGCGUCUACAUCUUUGCAGCCAGAUCGAGUCACAGACUUCUGUAAGAGGAACAAGCUGCAACUCAUUAUAAGAGCUCACGAGUGUGUCAUGGAUGGGUUCGAACGAUUUGCCCAGGGUCAACUGAUCACAGUCUUCUCAGCGACAAACUACUGCGGUGAUCUUUACAUUCUCAGCCCAAUAUGAUAUAAGUUCUACUUUUCUCAUCUGUUGCUGCAGGUUGACUCUGAAGUGUGAUUCUCCUUCCAGGGUCAGCGAACAAUGCUGGGGCGAUACUCGUGAUUGGAAGAGGGCUGGUGGUGGUUCCUAAACUGAUCCACCCGCUUCCACCUCCCCUUCAGUCUCCCGAGUCUUCACCAGACCGUGUUACUGAUUCCUGGAUGCAGGUGAGCCAUGUCUCCACUUCCAUCGCUUCCUUCUGAAAUAACAGGAUGCUCUAUCAUGAUGAGAACUGUGGGUGGGUGCCCCUUGAUCAUAAGCUAAUCCAAUUCUCUCUGGGGAGGCUGCUUGAUUCAGCUCAUAUAUUCACUGAUGGUACUUGCAUUGGAUCCAUGAAUUUCUCCCUGAACCACUUGCCAUGUAGAACAGAUAGCCAAUGGGCAAUGGGCAAUGGGCUGACAGUCAACUUGGAGAUCUCUUCCUUGCACGAUGGCAUUGGCCAUACAAUUCAAACCCAUUUCUGAUACUCGCAUCUUCUUUGAAUCAUCUGGUUCCCCCUACACUUGUGCUUGAAUAUAAUUUAAUCGCUCAAACAAGUUCUGCUGGUGGGCACUUGCAGGAGCUUAACAUCCAACGGCCGCCCACUCCAACGCGCGGCCGCCCGCAGUCUGCCGGUGACCGAAACUCGCUUGCAUACAUAUAA
This is a messenger RNA of Spirodela intermedia, 13437 nucleotides long. The record is from the annotation of a GenBank genome assembly. Lineage: Eukaryota; Viridiplantae; Streptophyta; Magnoliopsida; Alismatales; Araceae.